Messenger RNA from Pteropus alecto (black flying fox), 3372 nucleotides. It is a transcript of the gene UBL3, whose product is annotated as ubiquitin like 3. Lineage: Eukaryota; Metazoa; Chordata; Mammalia; Chiroptera; Pteropodidae. The coding region runs from base 209 to 562 and encodes 117 amino acids. The transcript is spliced from 5 exons. Gene Ontology annotation, molecular function: protein binding. The record is from RefSeq and is a predicted model, not a curated record.
CCGCGGGCAUCGCCCCUCCCGGCGCCGGGCCUCGGGCCCCGGAGCCCCCGCGCGUCUGGAAAGCACAGCGCGAGCGAACCGAGCUCGUUCACGUUGAUUUCGGUGGCUUGAGCACUUCUUCUGCUCCUUUUUGUUUGCUUGUUUUGUUUUGUUUUCCUUUUUUUUUUUUUUUUUGGCGUGAGCAUCUGGGUCUGUCUCCAUCGGCAAGAUGUCCAGUAAUGUCCCGGCGGAUAUGAUAAAUCUGCGCCUCAUCUUGGUAAGCGGGAAGACAAAAGAGUUCCUGUUUUCUCCUAAUGAUUCUGCCUCAGACAUCGCAAAGCACGUGUAUGACAACUGGCCAAUGGACUGGGAAGAAGAACAGGUCAGCAGUCCAAACAUUCUACGCCUUAUUUAUCAAGGACGGUUUCUACAUGGAAAUGUCACAUUAGGAGCAUUAAAACUUCCUUUUGGUAAAACAACGGUGAUGCAUUUGGUGGCCAGGGAGACGCUGCCGGAGCCAAACUCUCAAGGUCAGAGGAACCGGGAGAAGACGGGGGAGAGUAACUGCUGUGUGAUCCUGUGAGCGCCGCCCGCCGAGUGUGCUGUGCCGUGGCCUGUGUCUCUGUGCUGCCAGGACAGAGGGGACCCACGCCGCGUCGGGGACCGCGGAGUCUGCCUGCAAAGCCACGGACCGCAUCACGACCCUGUGACCACUGUCGUCUUUUCUCACGAAAGUAAAAAGAACCAAGAACAUUUUUCACUAUGACUUUUUAUUUCUAGUAUUUUUGUUUCUGUUAAGCAGUUUUGAAAUGUUGGGUUUUGAGUGCAGUCAGUCUCCAUGGGGAAAGUUAACACGUUGCACCUUUGAUAGCAGAAAUCAUUUUGCCGCCACAAAAAUCAUCACCAGACUAACAAAUCAAGCGUUCCAAGUACAGUUUGCACUAAAAAAGUUUGACGUUAUUUUCUUCAUCAGCAGAAUUUUUAGCAUAGUUUAUGGUACCUAGAAAUACUCGUAUAUACAAUUCCACACUGGAAAACACUCAGCAAUUAAUGAAGUUAAUUACUGGGCCAACUGGAAAGGAAAAAAUGGAAAAGAAACUAAAAUGUUGGGUGAAUUCUACCAAAGUCAGCCGCGGCGGCUGCGCUGGCACAGGACACUAACCAGGGCGGCGGGCGUCCCUGCAGCCGGUGGAGCAGCGAGCGUGCCCAUCGAGAGCCCCUGGCACAGAGCCGAGCGGAUGGCUUUUCCUGUCACGCACCCGCAACAGAUGUGACCGCGCGUGCCCGCGCAGCACGGAAGGGCCGAGUGUGUUUCCUAGCCUUAACGUGGGGGGUCCCGUCGCCCGCACACCGCCGUCGUCGUGCAGAACUCAGAACACCUCAUUCACUGUUCACUUUUACGUAUCGAAUAUCAGCAGUUGGAAUUUUUUCGUAAUUACUCUCCUCUGUAACUGUCCAGUGUCUCACCCAUCAGAGCGUUCAGAUGAAUUCUUCAGAUUAAAAAAUUCUCCAUAGUAACUAAUUUGUUUCUUUACGUAGUUUGCAUUUGGUAUCAGUGCUUGCAAUUGUAUUAAAACCAAAAGCUGAUUUUUAAGGCGUACAUAAUUCAGGAUGCCAUUUUUCUGUUUUGUACCAAUAAUUUAAAAAUUGAUAUGCUAAAAACAAUUUGCACAGCACUAAAGCAUGAGCUAGUUUCACCUAAAUCUGUAAAAAUAUAAAAGAUUUUAUAUUUUUUCACUGGGAAGAAAUUCUUCCUGGAUGAAAUUACAAAUAUGUGUAGAAUAUAUUUAAUAAAAAACUUAUAAAAUACCUAACUAUAGAACUUAAAUAUAGAUUGGCGUGUAGCAUAUAGAACAAUAUUCCAUAUAAAUAACUGUAGCCUUUAUAAAAUGAAGUCGCGGGCUGACACGUCGUGUACUCAGUGUCCACGGUCCUUUCAGACAUUGCGUGUGAACGGUUUCAGGGGGUCAGCUUUGUGUAAAGGUGAUCGGGUGAGCUCGUUGUCAGCGCAGCAAUGAGAAAGCGUGAAGUCCAGUAGAUCUACGAAAACAUUGUUCAUACCCGUCAGAAUUAAAUUUGUAUAGAGCAGAGUUUUAAAAUGAGUGUAAAUAGCAGUAAACGUUUUCUUUCUGCAACCUGGACUUAUAGAUUCUUUCUGUAAACUAAAUAAAAAUCUAGUGCAUUUCAGUGAUCAUUUUAAAAGUCUUGAUUAGGUCGAUAAUUAUUUAAGCACUGUCUCAUUCAUGUUAAAAUUGUUUUAUUUCUGAAUCUUUAAAAAGUUUGUUUUAUUAACAUUCUAUUGGUGGUGUGGCAAGUUAGCCACAUGUGUCCUUCGUCCUUGACCUGGUUAUUUUGUGCGCAGUCCCAACAAUGGAUAGAAUUCUGUCUCUGUUCUCACUAAAUGCCAUAUUCAAGGGAUGUUGGAUAUUUACGUGCUGUGUUGAUUAGCUCAAAUGUGAACUCUUGAGUGUUGGCAAAACACGAAUCUGGUAGUUGCUUAAUUGGGCAAUUAAGCCACUUAUGGCUCUUUUCUUCUUUUGUAAAACAAACUACUGGUAAUUAUUUUUAAUACCUACUUUAAUUCUAAUUCGCCUUCUGUUUUCCCAAAGUUAAAGACUAUCAGCUAAUUGUGACUGAAUUUUUAUGAUGGUUGAAAGUAUUCUCAUUGGUUUCCAAUAUAUUUUUCUGUUCCCACGUUAUAAAUUUCCCUUUCACAGGACCUCAGUGUAGAGUUUGCAAAUGGAUAACCUUGUUUAUUAGUAGAGAAAGAAUUAUGUCACGUAAUACUUAAUAUUGUGCAAAAUGAAAAAAAGAAUAAAAGCAGUAAAAUUAUAGACGGAAAACACCAAAAAUUUAGAUGCCUUAACAAUGUAACGUGAAAAUACUCAACUACCCCUUUUAAAACAGUUUCCUGGAAGCCUGAUGGUUGAAAAAUGAUUGAUCACAGCCAAGGCUACUACUGAAGGUCCCUCUGCCAAAACGACAGCCCACUGACCCAGAGGCGGAAGCUGCAUAGACCCGGUGAUGAAACGCAGCCCGAGUCGCCGGCCUGCGGGGCCGCCCGGCCCUGGGCAUCUCGCUCGCCUCUUUCACCUCAGUCGCCCUGGACUUUGCUAAGCGUCUGGACCGGGCAGGCUUCUCUGCCGUAUUAAAGCCUCAGCGCGUCUCCUUGAUCUGCACCGUUCGCUUUCUCUUCACGAUGAGUUGUAUCUUAUCCUGUCAUGAAAAAUAAUAGUAUCUAACAUCAUCAUGCUCAUUAAACGGGGUUUUCUCAUGACGCUUAUCCUUGGUUUAAUGUCACCUCGACCUGUACAGUAAUUUCUGUUAGCUGAUUGUCAUGCACACUGUCUAACGUGAAAAGGAAUUAAAACUUUCUUCAUCUGUUGUAGAAUA